AUUGUUUUUUGUCUGUUUGGAUAGGUGAGCAAGAAAAAAUCAAUUCUCUCUCUGUAUCUUUUUUCCUCUCAAAACCCAGUCAUUUACUCCCCUCUAGAGGUUAUUAUAGAUAUUAAUGGGUAUUGUAGAUUCCAUAGUGUGGCAACUCGAAGCUAGCCAUUUUCAAUCCCAGCUGUUCUUAUAUGUGUAAGCAAGUAGUUGUUGUUGUUGCUGAUGGGACCAAUUGACCCAUCUUGCUCCUGGCCAUCUCCUUUCCUGUUAUUUUCCGGAUAACCCAUCAACAGCAUUCAUAAUUUCGUUGGGUGUCCUUAAGAAAACAAAGAAUGUGAAGCUGGAGCCUACGCUGUAAAAAUUUCAGCAUAAAAAGCUGAGAUAUUGAAUGAUAAGUUUUGUGGGCCUUUUCUGUUAGAACUGUUCUCAUCAUUGUCGGUUUCUGGGUUUUUCUUCUUUGUUUGGUUUCUUUAUUGUCUCUUUCACAUCUCACUCUGCAGAACCCUAAUUACCAUUCACUAUUCAAUUCACCGUCACAUUAAUUUCUGUAUAUGCCAUUUUUUUAUUCGCUUUAAAUUGCAAUUUAUUGCAUCUUUGAUUUAAUGGUUUUCAGAUAUUUCUCAUGUUCUAACUGAACUUUGUUGCUUUUCAUUCAACAAUAGGUCAGCAAUUCACAAGCGCCAUUUUUUUUAAUUGUGGAGCAAAUCACCAUUGAAUUCUUCACAUACUCUGCUGGGCUUUUGUGAUUUUUAUUGGAGGUGAUCUCUGGUUCAGCACUCUUGGCCUUUUUGGGGGUUCCUCUUUGUUUCUCUUCGUCCUUAUCUCUAUAUCCUGGCACAUCCUGCUUACCAUCUCUCCUGUUGUUGGUGAUACCAAAUAUAGAAAUAAUUCAGAUCCAAAUUUCAAGAACUGUUCUAGAAAAUCCCUGCUUUUUGAGAUUGGCUUAUAGGUUAGCCUACCUUGUAAAGCACCUUUGGUAGAUUUCUUUCCUUGUGUUGUGAGUGAAUUCUGGAUUGGGGAUUCAAACAAGUCUAGAUGACUGUGGAUGGAGUGGGCUGUAGCACUUUGUGGACUAGAGAGCAGGAUAAGGCAUUUGAGAAUGCCCUUGCAACAUAUGCUGAGGAUGCUCUAGAUCGGUGGGAGAAGAUUGCAGCUGAUGUACCUGGGAAAACUCAAGAAGAGAUUAAACUUCACUAUGAACUUCUGGUUGAAGAUUUGAAUCAGAUAGAAGCUGGCUGUGUGCCUCUGCCUAACUACUCUUUUUCAGAGGGUUCAGUGAGCCAUGCUGGCGAUGAAGGAACUAGUAAGAAGGGUGGCCACCUGGGACAUCAUAACAGUGAGUCUACUCAUGGAAAUAAGGCGUCCCGGUCAGAUCAAGAACGUCGAAAAGGAAUUGCUUGGACGGAGGAUGAGCACAGGUUAUUUCUUCUUGGUUUGGACAAAUAUGGGAAAGGUGAUUGGCGAAGUAUUUCAAGAAACUUUGUUGUGACGAGAACACCUACACAAGUGGCUAGCCAUGCACAAAAGUAUUUCAUUCGUUUGAACUCCAUGAACAAAGAUAGGAGGCGAUCUAGCAUACAUGACAUCACCAGUGUUGGCAAUGGAGACAUUUCAGCACCACAAGGACCAAUAACUGGUCAAACAAAUGGUUCUGCUGCAGGAGGGUCUGCUGGCAAAGCGUCCAAACAACCACCUCAACAUCCUGCUGGACCCCCAGGAGCAGGAGUUGGUGUAUAUGGUCCACCAUCCAUAGGGCAGCCAAUAGGAGGGCCCCUUGUUUCAGCUGUUGGCACCCCUGUUAAUCUUUCUGCCCCUGCACACAUGGCUUUUGGAGUUAGAGCCCCAGUACCAGGAACGGUAUCAGGAGUGGUACCUGGUGCACCAAUGAGCAUGGGUCCUAUGACAUAUCCAAUGCCACCAACAACUGCUCAUAGGUGAUAUGCAUGGUUUAGCUGCAAAAUGUAGAAAGACAGAAGACUAGUUGCUUGUAUUACUGUUGGGUUAGUGGCUUCUCCAUUUUAGCCUGAAUAAGACUGCAUAGUUACAAGCAAAAGUUGUCUGAUAUCAUUUGUUUAUUCUGGUAGCAAUAUCAAAUAAGCCAAUAGGAAGGGAAACAACAUCAUUUGUAUAGGCAGCGGCUGUGGAAAAUAUGGCAGCAUUUAUGGUUAGGACAGCAAUUUAGUUACCUUUUUUGGUUUUACAUUACAAUGCUUAGUGCUUAGUCUCAGUAAUAGUCAGUUAAUGGUAUUUUAAUUGUAAUGGCCAAAGUUGUAAAGAACCCAUAUAUACUUUUCACUAUUAUGAAUAGCAUAUGUUGGCACAUAUUGUGCUUAGCCUUGCAA
Hevea brasiliensis (rubber tree) is the source of this 2333-nucleotide messenger RNA. Its product is annotated as transcription factor SRM1. Bases 1027 to 1929 code for a protein of 300 amino acids. NCBI's taxonomy places the organism in Eukaryota, Viridiplantae, Streptophyta, Magnoliopsida, Malpighiales, Euphorbiaceae. Gene Ontology annotation, molecular function: DNA binding. The record is from RefSeq and is a predicted model, not a curated record. The transcript is spliced from 3 exons.